Molecule: messenger RNA, 2612 nt
Organism: Hypanus sabinus (Atlantic stingray)
Lineage: Eukaryota; Metazoa; Chordata; Chondrichthyes; Myliobatiformes; Dasyatidae
Exons: 6
Coding region: 699-1985 (428 amino acids)
Biological process (GO): response to bacterium
Source: RefSeq, a predicted model, not a curated record
UUCAAACUUCUCUUUGGACCUUUGCUGAAUUGUAAUGAUUUUUUCACACACUCCUCUCAGAACAGUUGCUCCACCGCAACGACAGCUUUGCACACGAACUAUCUCUGAUCCGCAGUCACAACAACCGAAACGGCGGGCAGCCCACAGCGGGUCAGGCGGAGGGAGAGAGAAACCGAGCGAACGUGUCGGGUCGAAUGUGGCAAGAACUGAAACACAAGCGGCGUCUGUUUCCACAGAUGCUGACUGACCCGUUGGGCGUUCCUCAUCGUGAGCAGCGGCAGAUUGACUCGACGGUUGGAAAUGCAGAAACACGCGGCACGGCCUUACAGAAAGACCUGGCACUUCCUGCGACUUUGAAUGACGGUGUGAGAUACUGAUCUCUGAGCGGCAGAACAGCUUCACUGUUUCCACUGCCGCUCCGCCCGGAAGCAAGACCUCGGUUACUCUCACUACUUGAGUCGAAACCUUCGAUUUUCACUUUAUCUUUUAAGUAUGGCGGCGCCGACUUCCGAAGCGUAACCCAGCCGGAUCCCAGCCCUGCCGGGCGUCCGCCUAUGGUUCAUCUCCGGGCUCACAAGGCAGUGUCGGUCCGCCCCUGACGGUUAGAUGCGGAGGGAACGAUAAGCAAAUAACAAACUGACGCAGCCGGUGAUCAGCGGGCGAGUGUUUAUCGAUAAAUCGUUCAAUAUACGGGUAGCAUGAAGCCUCGGCUGACGUGGAUGGUGCUGGUGUGGGCCAUUUAUGCUCCCAGCUCUGCGGAAAUAUCAUGGAGCUCGGCGAACGCAGGAGACGCGCUGACAGUGGAGUGCAGACUGCAGGAUACGUCCGAUCUACGAUACUGGUUUUUGCAACGUCCCGGUCACGGGCCCACUACCAUCCUCUUCCAUCACGCCUCCGGCGGCCCCACCAGAUACUUUAACGGCUACGGCCAUAAUUUUACCCCCUCCGUUGACCGCAGAACCCGCAGCUCCCGACUAAGGAUUGCGAAUAUCAGUGUUUCGGACGCCGGGGUCUAUUUUUGCGCAGUCCGGACCGGGGGCGAGAUGAAAUUCGGUACUGGGACAGUGCUGGCUGUAACAGGAGUUUCCAAAAAUGCAAGUGAAAGGGGAAAAGCAGGAUCCGAUUGCCUCAUUACUGGAUUCACAGGAAAUGACGUGCAGAUUCUGUGGGAUGUGCCAUUGAGCAUCCAAGGGACUAUGAACAUCCAAGGCCGAAUGAGGAACUUUAGCAUCCAGUGCAAAGUCAGCCUGGAGGAUGGUCAAGGAAUGACACGAUCAUGCCAAUGUGAAACCAAGGAUGCAAAUAUCACGUCGGGAGGCACAGAUAUUCCCUGGGGCCUGAACAUGCUGAGCUGGAAUCUAUGCGGAGUCAUCGGUCUAUUAAUAACAAUCCUGUUCUGUGUACUGAUCUACUUCAACUGCUUCAGUGGUAAAGCUUUGAAACAUCCGUCAGUUAACAGCCUGACUGAAACGUCAAGAUUGACUGAAGCUGGCCCCAGGCCACAGGACCAGCGGCUGCCAAGGGACCAGUGGUUGCUAAGGGACCAGCGGUUGCCAAGGGACCAGUGGUUGCUAAGGGACCAACGGUUGCCACGAGACCAGCAGAUGACAAAUGAACAACAGUUCCCACGGGGCCAAAAGUCGCCGCAGGAGCAGCGGUUCCCACAGGACCAGCCACUACCGCGGGGCCAACGGUUGCCGCGGGCCCAACGGUUGCCGCAGGAACAGCGCUUGUCACGGGCCCAGAGGUUGCCUCACGUCCAGCAGUUGGCACAAGAGCGGUGGACGCCACAGGGACAGUGUCAACAGACAGAUCAGCAGUCACCCAGAAAGAAGGUGCUGCCUGACUCACUCAGUUUGCCACCAAAGCCACAAGAAGCCUCACAGGAGGAGUCUCAGUGGACGCAGCAAUUGCCACAGGAAAGUCAGGUGCAUUAUUCCACCCUAAACUUGGUAGCAAUGGAAAAAAAGACAAAGAAAAGAUGAUUUUAACCGUCUACAUCAGAUAUGUGGUUCAGUACUCUAUAAGCUUCCUUCAGCACUUUUGUGAAGAUUCUUUGGUGAUGUAAUUUCCUUAAAAUUAGAAUGAUAUCAGCACUUAAAAACUGAUAUUCCUGGUGUUUGAUCUGCGUCGCUGCAUUGAGCAGGUAACGUGGCAGGAUUUCCCCAGUUCUGGGUUACCACUGUUCUGUGAUGCACAACAAUUUCCUUAUGAUGUGCCUCCAACGCAGAGAAGCAUUCUUCAAGGUGCGAGGGGGUGGAGACCAUUGUCUCCAAAGUAAGAUCAUGAAGACUCUCUAAGGUUAAAUUUGCUAAUGUAUCUGUUAACAGUAGUCCACAAGGACUUUGUUGUCAGGACAAUGAAUGUAAUUGCUUCUAAGUUACAGCAUACUUAAUGCAAACACUGCAUCGACCAAUGAGUCAAAGACGAAGUGAGGAUUAUUAUUCACAUUAAAUAUGCAGUUGUACAGCAAAUUUGGGUAAUUCAGACAUUAAACUGAUUACUAACUAAUCAGAAUCAGGUUAGGUAGCACCAGCACAUGGUCGUGAAAUUUGUUAACUAUGUGGCAGCAUUACAAUGCAAUAUCUGAAAAUAUAGAAAAAAAACUAAUC